Marmota flaviventris (yellow-bellied marmot) is the source of this 1056-nucleotide messenger RNA. It is a transcript of the gene Tmem236, whose product is annotated as transmembrane protein 236. The record is from RefSeq and is a predicted model, not a curated record. Lineage: Eukaryota; Metazoa; Chordata; Mammalia; Rodentia; Sciuridae.
AUGGCUUCUGGAAAACUGAUUAAGCUCAUAGUUUUUGAGCUGCUGGAGUUUGCUGCUUUCUCAGUCCCAACUCUGGUGGUUAUGGAGCAGUUUGCCACCGCCUAUCAGACGACAAGGAAUGUGUCUGAGCCAACACAUUAUUGGCUGAUCGUUUCCUGUUCUAUUGCUUAUGUGGCUUCAGUGACUCUAUUGAUUUGGGUCCCCAUAAAAGUUAUCUUAUACAAGAAACGUCAUCUUUACAAAAAAAUCACAGGAUGGAGACCCGUUCUGAUGAUGUGUGUAGUACUCACCACCCUUCCCAGCUUCAGCUUUUCUAUAGCAGUGACUGAGGUUCAAAAGAACAUCAAUGGCUCUGCAGAUUUAUUGCCUGAUGCCUUACCUGAUCUCCCAGUAUCCCUGGUUCUGUUAUCCUUGAUCUUGGUUGAUAUUAUUGAAAAAAUCAGGAUAUAUCCCCUCAGAGGAAGUGAAGAGAGCAAUGAAGAUGGGCACAUCCACACAACCUCUUUGCAACAAAUAAAAACUGUGACGGAGCAAGUGAGACAAAAUGAAGUCAGCCCUGCGUCUCCCCAGAGAGCCAACCCCAUCCAAGUGUCGCGGCCACUAGGAGCAGUGACUCAAAGGCAUGUUCCCGUCUUAGUGGGACCCCAGGAGCCCUCCUUUGACUCUGGAAUCCUGAGAACAAUGUCCCGCAGAGAUGUCCGGGCAGAGGUAUUCCUGUGGAGCUUUCUGCUGUGGUCAGACACCGUGGAAAUGUUGCGUGUUGCUGGUCACUCGGCUGUGUACAAGUCGGGCUGGCUGUACCCAGUCUACAUAUUCAGUUUCAUUUCUCUUCUUCGAAUAAUAUUCACUCCCAAGAACCCUCUUCUGAAUUCCUUGGGCAUCCUACUACAGGAUUUACCCUUUGUUUUUGUGAGACUUAGUUUAAUUAUUGUCCUGGGGACUAUUACACCCAUACUGGGACUUUGUAAAAAUAUACUAGUGACUCUCUCUUAUGUUUACUUCAAUUACUUAACCAAACUCAGGGUUUUCUCUACCUUUGAAGCAUCUCCAUUUUAA